UGUGAUGACGAAUUCAGUUCGUUUUCGUUGUUUAUGUGCUUGGGGAAAAGUUUUAAAGUGAAUAGAAUAACAAGAAUUUGUACUGUAUUUUUAGUUGUUUGCACAAUUUCAAUUUCUUAAUUCAUUCGUUAACUUUCCAUGAUGCGCCCUGUUGUCGAAUGCAAUUAAAAACCUUAUUCUGUUGACCGUAGUGAGCAAAAUAGCUGCGUUGAGUGGAGGAUCGAUGUUUGCUUAGUCUAUUACGUCAUGGUAUGAGGGAACCGAAUAGUUUGGAGGAAGUUGCGCCUGUAAGGCUUAACACUUCCGAGUUACGAAUAAUGGCACUACGACAACAGCAGCAAAUCGACACCCAACAGCAACUGCUAGCAGCUCGAGAGCAGCGUCUACGCUUCUUAAAAGCGCAAGAAGCAUGUGAAACGGUUGCCGCAGCAGAAGGAGAGCGCUUACGCAGGCUUCGAGAACGUGUAGAAGCACAAGAAUCAAAGCUGCGCAGACUGCGAGCAUUACGGGGGCAAGUGGAUUUGCAGAAAACGUACAAUGUUACCCUCGGUAACGAUUUGGAUUCAAUAAGGGCACUAUUCAGUGAAAAGGAGAAAGAACUGACGCUAGCUGUGGCCAAAGUCGAAGCUUUAACCAGACAACUUGAAGAUCUUAGACGCGAUAGAAGGGGCACACUUAACUUGUUUACUGGUCUACCGAGUCAUGCACAGUUGAACAAUUCGCCAGCGGCCAUAGAAUUAGAAAAGCUGAGAAGAGAGCUUAUGUAUCGAAACCAACUGUCUUUACAACAAGAUGCACGGCUUCAUUUGCAACGGGAAGCUCUCCAGAAACGCCAGGCCGAGCUUCAAUCAGUUGAUCAACGGAUUUUGGAAUUGCAGGGUCGACUUAACAAAAAGAGGGCAUCUAACAUGACCCAGCAUCAACAAGGCUCACCAACGCAAAUGACACUUGCUAAUAACGUUUCUGCAAACCAUGUCCGGUCGGUGUCAUCAAGCUUUUAUCCCCAGCAAAGGGUCCCAAGGAGCAAUAUCGUUGCCGUUGAACCUUUCAAUCAUAUUCCACAGAAAACUGUGGCUUUGGGUAAUAAUGGCAAUAAGAUGAACAUCUUGAACAACAAUUCGGUUGCAACUAAUCAAAUAAUGCAGGAUAUGGCGAAUAGUCAUAAAAUUCAGCAUGGCCGUCAGUUAUCUGCAGAAGUGUCCAGCAAUUCUAAUUUAACUGAUCAUAAUAUGGCUGCCGAAAGCGACGAGAAUAAACUGGCAAGACAGAAGAAACAGGAGUAUGUACUUAAAAAUGGGAUAGAGUACGACAAUGAUGCCUCAUUCUCAAAUUUGCAAGUUUCUCAGUCUUCUGGUGAACAAAUUAAUAACAAUAAAACAACAUAUAUGGAACGUGAAGUUCAAAACGACGAGCUUAUUUUAAACAACAGGUACGGUUAUAAUCAAGAUCAUAAUGUAGACAAUAGUAGAAACAUUUGUUCGAAUAACAGCGACACGAUGGAGAACUUGCAAUCCUUCAACACCAACGAUUGCGAUAGCGAUAAAGUGUCAGAUAUGAAUGGAUUAUCAUCUCGAGCCCAAGUUACAGCAACGGUCCAUAGUACACCGUUGAGUUUUUUGAACAAAUCUGUCGCUGUUCCAGUAACAUUGUCUUCUAAUUCAUCCAUAUCAAAUGAUGAGCAGAAUCAACAACUUAUCAAAUCAAAAACAAUGCAAGGAAACAGUAAAGGAUAUGCUUAUGGCCUGUUGCAUAACAUUCCAUCGGGAAAUCUGGUGGUGCCACCUCGGAAACCUAAUAGCGGUUUAUCGCCGAUGCUGGCUGGUAAGCAUAUAUCCUCCGAUAUCAAAAUAAAUAUGGUGACACCUCAAAUACAAAACCAACACAUAUCUCAAACGGCGGAUAGUGGUGAAAAGCUAAAACCUGCUCUACCACCGAAACCAAACAAAAAUAAUACUCAUGCACUCGAAAUGGAUAUCGGGGUAAAGUCCAAUACAGACAACAUUAGCAAUAAUAAUGAGCAAAUGUCCUUGGUCACCAACAUUCCAUCCAAAUCAAACAACAUAAAUCCCUCAGACAAUCUACCCAUUAAGGCCAAACCAUUGACAAUUAAAAAAUCACCCCAUUCGGAGCAACCCAGGUUGAAGCACAUCACCAGUAACUUGAACUCGUAUAAAGUCCAGCAAACAGGAACGCAUCGCAUGAUGGAAAUGCAGUCUUCCACCUCAUACAUGCUACCAGAUGUCGGUAAAUCCACGGAAGAGCCCGAACCGCAGCUGAUAACAGACGCGGAGAAAAGUUCCCAGCAGUUACAGGAGUACAACAAUCAAACCCAACGCAGUACUGCCAUUAAGCGUUCGAAUGUUGAUAAUCCGGCCGAUGCUAAUAGCGGGGCAGGCUUAGAAGACUCUCAAUCAGCGGAUAAAAAGCUAGAGGAAAUUUCACGACGAAAACGCAGUUUUAUAUCAUCUGUCAUCAACGACGGAAAAAUAAAACUUGCCCGUCGCGUUAGUUUUGAUCCAUUGGCUUUGCUAUUAGAUGCUAGUUUGGAAGGUGAACUGGAGCUUGUGCAGAAGACUGCACUACAGGUUCCCAAUCCAAGUGCCGCAAACGACGAAGGUAUUACUGCACUACACAAUGCCAUUUGUGCUGGUCACGUGGAAAUUGUAAAAUUUCUAGUAAACUUCGGUUGUGACGUCAAUGCACAGGAUUCCGAUGGGUGGACCCCAUUACACUGUGCUGCCAGUUGCAAUAAUCUCUCGAUGGUAAAGUUCUUGGUUGAAUCAGGGGCUUGUUUGUUUGCAGCGACCUUAUCGGAUCACGAAACUCCCGCAGAAAAAUGCGAAGAGGACGAGGAAGGAUUCGACGGGUGUUCAGAAUAUUUAUAUAGCAUUCAAGAGAAGCUUGGGAUAUUGAAUAGCGGUGAAGUCUAUGCAGUAUUUUCAUACGAUGCCCAGCAACCAGAUGAAUUGAGUUUUUCGGUAAACGAUAAGCUGACCGUUAUACGUAAAGGAGAUGAAUCAGAGCGAGAGUGGUGGUGGGCAAAGGAUUGCAUUGGAAGCGAAGGAUACAUUCCCAGGAAUUUACUAGGGUUUUAUCCACGCGUUACACCAUGUAGCGAUAAUCACGUUGAAUAGCAAGAGCUCGAAUACAAAUAUCAACAUAGAUCGGUGUGAAAAUAUGUAUUUUAAAGAUUCAUAAAACAAGUUAUUGAAAGAUACACUUUAUAUGAAGAAAUAAAUAUUUUGUAGCUCA
Molecule: messenger RNA, 3252 nt
Organism: Armigeres subalbatus
Lineage: Eukaryota; Metazoa; Arthropoda; Insecta; Diptera; Culicidae
Gene: ASPP
Product: apoptosis-stimulating of p53 protein 2
Exons: 10
Coding region: 252-3134 (960 amino acids)
Biological process (GO): regulation of apoptotic process
Cellular component (GO): nucleus
Molecular function (GO): p53 binding
Source: RefSeq, a predicted model, not a curated record